AUGUGGGGCGCCAACCACAGUGUGCUCUCCGGGUUUGUUCUGCUGGGUUUCUCCGACCGGCCGCGGCUGGAGCAGGCCCUCUUUGGGGUCAUCUUGCUCCUUUACCUCAUGGCCCUCCUGGGGAACUCCGCCAUCGUCCUGGUGUCCCGCCUCGACCCCAGGCUGCACACGCCCAUGUACUUCUUCCUCUCCCACCUCUCCCUGCUGGACCUCUGCUUCACCAGUGGUAUCCUUCCUCAGCUGCUGGUCCACCUGCGGGGCUCAGAUAAGUCCAUCUCCUACGGCGGCUGUGUGGUCCAGCUCUGCGUCUCCCUGGCCCUGGGCUCCACAGAGUGUGUCCUCCUGGCCAUCAUGUCCUACGAUCGCUACGUGGCCGUCUGCCGCCCGCUGCACUACGCUCUUGUCAUGCACCCCCGCCUCUGUCACUCCCUGGCGGCCGCGGCGUGGCUCAGCGGGGUGGCCACUACCCUGGUGCAGUCCACUCUGACCCUGCAGCUGCCCUUCUGUGGGCAUCGCCGCGUGGACCACUUCUUCUGUGAGGUCCCUGUGCUCCUCAAGCUGGCCUGCGGGGACACCACUUUCAACGAGGCUGAGCUGUUUGUGGCCAGCGUCCUGUUCCUGGUGCUGCCUCUGUCCCUCAUCCUGGUCUCCUACGGCCACAUCGCCCAGGCAGUGCUGAGGACCAGGUCGGCUGCUGGCAGGCGCAAGGCCCUGGGCACCUGCUCCUCCCACCUGCUGGUGGUCACCCUCUUCUACGGGACCAUCAUCUUCAUGUACCUGCAGCCGGCCCGCAGCCGCUCCCGGGACCAGGGCAAGUUUGUGUCCCUGUUCUACACGGUGGUGACGCCCAUGCUCAACCCUCUGAUCUACACGCUGAGGAACCAGGAGGUGAAGGCAGCGCUGAGGAGGGUCCUGGGGAAGGUUCUGGGACUUCAUGAGUGA
This is a messenger RNA of Sciurus carolinensis (gray squirrel), 942 nucleotides long. Its product is annotated as olfactory receptor 2G2-like. The transcript has a single exon. Gene Ontology annotation, biological process: G protein-coupled receptor signaling pathway. The record is from RefSeq and is a predicted model, not a curated record. Bases 1 to 942 code for a protein of 313 amino acids. Gene Ontology annotation, cellular component: membrane. Gene Ontology annotation, molecular function: G protein-coupled receptor activity; olfactory receptor activity. NCBI's taxonomy places the organism in Eukaryota, Metazoa, Chordata, Mammalia, Rodentia, Sciuridae.